This is a messenger RNA of Athalia rosae (coleseed sawfly), 3342 nucleotides long. It is a transcript of the gene swi2, whose product is annotated as protein singed wings 2. The transcript is spliced from 10 exons. NCBI's taxonomy places the organism in Eukaryota, Metazoa, Arthropoda, Insecta, Hymenoptera, Athaliidae. Gene Ontology annotation, molecular function: protein binding. Bases 1771 to 3189 code for a protein of 472 amino acids. Gene Ontology annotation, cellular component: plasma membrane. The record is from RefSeq and is a predicted model, not a curated record.
ACGUUUCGUUUUUACAGUUUUACUUUAUUUAUAAUCUCACAAUAUAGAGGAACUUCAUGUUUUCAUUCAAUUAUUCAGAGAUUUCAAAUUCGUCGUAUCGAUUUUUAAAUGCCGUAUCAUUGAAUAUAGAAAUCUAUUUUUAGAAGUAAUUUAAUCAGCUAGUCAAAGAAAUACGCAAAAUUCGUAAGUUAGACUUUGGUUCGUUAACACUUGCAUGUGUGUCAUUAUCGUAAUAACAACCAUUUUUUUUAGAGACUAUAACAACACAAAUUUAUCAAAUUUCAUCUUUCAUUGACGUAAUUCAAAUUUGACUAUCUAAAUCCUAACUUUGCUCAUAGCUUAGAAACUAAUUUGGUCGACCUCGUUUCUUUUUUUUUUUCUUAUUCGACGGUCCUUAUUGAACUAUGUUAAGAUGCUCCUUAUAAUCAAGUUAUCAGGAUAAACGAAGUACUGUAGUGCAUAACAAUUGAUUCCGACACGAUUCGUAUUAUAAAGAAGGAUAAAAAUAGUCAUUUGUAAAGAUGUACCACUUAAAAAAUAAAACACGACUCGAAAACUACUUCUCUGUAAUUCCUAAUUUCUUAUCCGUACCUCGUUUUUAUCUUCGUAGGGUUUCGAAUUUCGGGUUCUUCCAUCCACAUAGUUUACACACAUAGUAUACGUAUGUGUACAUAAUAUGGCAUAUUAUGUACACAAAACCACACAGAGUGUACCUAGAGUUCCAUAAUACGAAAUAGCAACGUUCAGAUAUUCAGGUUUGCAGAAAAAGCAGUUGCAUAAAUUCGAUAACGACCGCUGCUUACAAUUAGAACAAAUUGCCACGAAUGCAGAAAUAUAUAAUUUUUCACUGUUCGGUUCUCCGAUCUUUCUACGAAUAUAUUGAGAACUCUUUUUCCACAAUAUGUUUGAAAAAAAUCACGAUGCAUUUUCUGAAAACUGUAAUUUGUAAAGGGUGGUAAACAAUUUUAAAAAAAAGUAAAAUGAUCUGCGAUCUUAUGGCCGGUACCGUAUAUCCAUAUAAGUGCCUAUAAACUACUCAUGCAUUUUAUAAUGUUUACAGGUGUAUUUGGGCGUUAGGAGAUUCCGCAACUUAGAUUGUAAAACUAUAUGAUAUAGAUUAGAUAAAGAGCGUUGCUAUUUGCAUAACUUAAUAGUUCACACAUUACACAAACUGCACCAUAAUGUACGUCGUAUUAUUAUUAUACAAACAACCUGCACUUAUGUCAUAUAUUAGUUGACAUGCCAAUAAUCUGUUCGAAAAAUAACCCUCGACUAAACCUCCGCGAAGAACAAAAAAAAAAAAGAAAAAAGGAGACUCAUAAUUUUUCCAUUUGGAUGAACAAACGUAUUUUAAUCAUGCACUGGCUGUUAAUAUAUCCCAUAUAAUAGAUACGUUCAAAAGCUGAAUCCCACUUAUAAAUAAUUGGGUAAAAUUAUGUUCCAUUUAAUAUUCCAAUAUUUGAAUAUCGUUAAAAGUAAAUGUUAAAACGACUGUUACCGUCUUAUAAUAUCGAAGGUAAAUUGCAAGCAUGCUAAUACGUUAUGGCGUAGUCUCGGGUGUGUAGUAUGUAGAAGCGAAGAAUGAAAAAAGAAAUCUGUGUAUUUGAACUCAAUAAAUAUUCCGGGUAUACAGGAAACUGAUUUACGUGUUUUAAUACUGCUAACGAAACAUUUCAACAGAUUGCUUGUAUACACGAAAGUGCGAAAAUUAGAGUUAAUCAAGCGAUCCUCCAUAGCGUGCAGAUCCAACGCGAAGAGCGAUUUGAGAAAAUGAAUUUUACUUCGGAUCAGAAAUUUGCGCUGAUUUUAGUUCUCCUGUUUUCUGUGACGGGAUCGUCUUGGGGAAAACAUCCGUGUGCUCCACGUUUCGAUUCCGCUAUUAGUAAGGGUCAUGCCGAUUGGUUGACGGAUCAUUGCGAGGCGAAACUUUCGACGUUUCAUUUAAUAUGUUCCGGUGGUUUUCACGACAAAUGGGACACCGGAUCGGAGGGCGUUAGAAUUCUAACGUUAUGCAGAUGGCCGGAUAAAACUAUCGAUCCUGAGGAGAUAUUACAGAAAUUUCCGUCGUUGCAGAGCCUAAUUAUUCUCGACAGCGAUUUAACACAUUUGAAAAACCCGUUUCCUAGUAAUGCAACGGAGUUGCAAAGUGUAAAAUUCAACGGAACAAAAUUAGAGGUACUUCCAAACGACGCAUUUUCUCAGUUACCAUCCCUUCGAAUUUUGGAUUUGAGACACAAUUCUCUGUCGUUGAUGAAUGAACACGCGUUAAUGGCACCGUCGAUUCAGGAGGUCUAUUUGAUGGGUAACGAGUGGAAAUGCGUAUCGGAAAUGUCUUGGAUUUUGAACAUGGAAAAUGAUUCGGUAGCAAGUCGAGUCGUCGAUAGGGAUAAACUGAUGUGUUCGGUCCCUUAUUACGACCGUCCUCUCGUUCCAGUGGUAGAAAUAAUAACGGAAUUGGAAGAAGAAUGUCUGAAAACGGAUUGUCAGUGCGUGUUGUCGUACGUAGGUCGUAGAACGUUGGGAGCAGCGAAUCAAAAAGAAUUGAUGGCGUUUGCCUCCGUGAAUUGCAGUUCACGAGGUUUAACCGAGAUGCCUGAUUUUCUACCAAAGAAUACAUCGACUCUGUAUCUGUCAAAAAACCAGAUUCACGAUUUGACACCUCUCCUUAAAAAUCCAAUCUACAAGGAAGUGAUCGAUAUUUAUUUGGACGACAAUAACAUCGAGUCAAUAUCUCUUCUCGAGGGUUCAUAUUGGCUGGAUCACUUUCGAGCUUUAAGUUUACGAGGAAAUCGUCUGACAGAUCUGCCACCAUACGCUCUUGAAAAUGCCCUUCAACAAAAUGGCCAUGCGGCGAGUAUAUUUUUAGGAAAAAAUCCUUGGCGAUGCGAUUGUCAUUUUACGCCUGGAUUUCAGGAUUUACUUAGCAGACAUCCUAGUCUGUUCAAAGAUGUGAACGAAAUAACGUGUUCAAAAGUCGAGAAUGAUGAAAAUUCUGAAAAGACGAUAAGGGAGUUAUCGAGGACAGCAAUUUGCACGUCACCAGCAGACGAAUAUUGGUUACAACCUCUUGAUAUCUUGAACGUUGUUUUAGCAUCCAUGAUUAUUUUUGUACUCGGUAAACUUCUCUACGACUAUUGGACUUUCAAGCGAACAGGAAAACUUCCGUGGAUCGUCGCAAAAAUACCUUGAAACAAAAUCGGAUUUUUGUAAUGAAAAUAUUUUAUAUUUAUUGACAACUAUUAUUAGGCACAGAUAAUAUUUUAUAAUUCGUACUAUAAUAUAUAUGCACUGAUUGUGAGUAAGUAAUUUCCAAACGAAUAAAUAUCUACAAUUACUUGUUAA